CACACACACACAGAGCCUCCCAGACUUAGCCUAAGCCUCACUUGGGAGAGAAGCAUUCUUCUCUCUGCUCUUGGAGCUGCUUUCUGUUGCUUCCCCGCCCAUGUGUGCUGUCAGCAGCACCAGCAAAGUUGGCCUCAAACUUGAACGGGGCUGAAGGCUCCAGCUUCCUGGAGCUCCACGGGGGCAGCAGGCAGGCCCCAGCCUCUGAACUCAGCUGGCCUGGAGAAGCUGGCCCUUGCUCCCCUGGCUGACACUUCUGCCCCUGACCUGUAGGUCCUCAGUCUGGGCUGAGGAAUGGUGCGCUGAGGUCCCUCUGGAGACCUUCGUCCCGGCCUGGAGCUGGAGCAGCCCAAGGCUCAGGCCAACAUGGCCAACCCUGUGCAGCCUCAGUUUCCUCCUGCACGGGAGCCAGGCACUGCCUCACCCCUGGACCUGCCGGAGAUGGAGAAGCUCCUCACCAAGGUGGACGACAAGGCUGACAAGUCCCUGAAGCUGUCCAAGUCCCUUUCAGGGGCUCUGGACUUGGAUCAGAAUGGCCACGGCCUGCCCUUCAAGGUGAUAUCCGAGGGGCACCAGGAGGCCACACUCCCCCUGUCGCCCUCUCGGGCCAGCUCGAGGCGGGCCUCCUCUGUUGCCACCACCUCGUAUGCCCAGGACCAAGAAAUCCCCAAAGAUUACCUCAUCCUUGCCAUCGCUUCCUGCUUCUGCCCCGUCUGGCCCCUCAACCUCAUCCCCCUCAUCUUUUCUAUCAUGUCUCGAAGUAGCGUGCAGCAGGGGGACCUGGACGGGGCCCGGAGGCUGGGCCGCCUGGCCCGGCUGCUCAGCAUCACCUUCAUCAUCAUGGGCAUCAUCAUCAUCAUCGUGGCCGUGACUGUCAACUUCACAGGUGAGGCCCCGCCACAUGGAGCGGAGGGAGCCAGCUUGCUUGGUGUGAGGACUGUGGAAGGGUGUAGCCCAGCUCUGUGGAACAGCGGUGGAGGGUUAAAAUUCAGCAGAAAUAAAAAGAACCAGGCGCCGUGCUCGCGGAGGCAGGCCCUGCCCAGCUGGAAUGCUCAAACCCACACCCGCCCCACACCACGGGAGGACAGGGCGGUGACUGCCGAGCGCCCACCUGUCCCCGAGCUCCAAAAGCACAAACUCGGAGGGAAAGCCCCAAGUCACGCUACCGUCAACCACAUCAGAUAG
Molecule: messenger RNA, 1185 nt
Organism: Ceratotherium simum simum (southern white rhinoceros)
Lineage: Eukaryota; Metazoa; Chordata; Mammalia; Perissodactyla; Rhinocerotidae
Gene: TRARG1
Product: trafficking regulator of GLUT4 (SLC2A4) 1
Cellular component (GO): membrane
Source: RefSeq, a predicted model, not a curated record